AGAGCGCGAGCGCGUUCAGUCGCGUACCGUACGUUACACCGCACGCAUGUUUCUAGAUCUUCUUUCAUAUUUCAAUUGUCUUAGACGAAGGAAAUUGCCGCGAUGAACCGUGCAACCGUGUUUUUUGUUCUAGUCAGCUUAAGCAUAACGUGGGGGGAGAUGGGGACGUGUGGGAACUGUGCGAAAGGGGACCUAAGUAUCACUGAACUAACGGAGGCCAGGAUCCAGUUCAUCAAGCAGCAGAUUCUCAAGAAACUGAGGCUAAAUAAGAAGCCAGCUGUGGCUGUGCCGGUGAAUAGUCUGCCGAUGCCGGUUGCCCAAGGGCAGACGUUAAGUCAUGGUACAGAUAAACCACCAGAAUUUGACGAUUAUUAUGGAAGAACUGAGCAGAAGAUUAUAUUUCCAGUUGAAGGGGAGUGUCUUACUUCCGGCCGAUAUCCGUUCACCUGCUUACAAUUCGAACUUCCGCCGGAUGUGGAACCAGAAGAAGUGACUGUUGUUGAACUAUGGUUUUAUAAGGAGCGUGACCCCUUCGACGAAUACAACCAGACUUUUGUAAUAUCGGAGGCAGCUCAUUGGGAUAGCCAGCAGCAAUUCAAAAAGACGAAGCCAAUCGCCAUCAAAGAGACGGAUAUUGGUGAGGGCUGGGUGCGUGUGGAACUGGCGUGGGCUGUCAGGGUCUGGUUGGAGGGCAGAGAGAGGCUUCAUACAUUGCAUGUUGCGUGCAGAACUUGUCAGUUGCGCCGAGCACCGCUCUCCUUCCACGAGAAACACCGUCCAUUCUUAGUUCUAUACACUAAAUACGCUGGUAAGCGACGCCAGGGGCGCGCACUAGAGUGUGGGUCUAAUACCAAUGAGUGUUGCCGAGAGCCCCUAUACGUCAGCUUUCGGGAACUGGGUUGGGAUGAUUGGAUCAUACGUCCAGCUGGAUACCACGCUUACUUCUGCAAAGGCUCGUGUUUACCAAUUUCUGCUGUAACUAAAGCGGAUAGUUAUCAUCAUAAUAUUAUUAGGAAAUACUUCUAUUCAGUAUCGAACGAUAAAAAGGCAGAGUUCAAGCCGUGCUGUGCCCCAACAACGUUUAGUUCGUUACAAUUACUCUACAUGGAUUCCAAUAACACUGUGACACAAAAGACUCUUCCUAAUAUGGUGGUAGAAUCUUGUGGGUGUAUGUGAUACUCAAAAUGUCCACGUAAAGUAACUAUCGUUUAUUUAAAAAUACUCAAUCAACACAUCAUCAUUCAUACGGAUGACUCCAGUCUUUAGAAAGGUUGUACUUAUGCCCGACGUUAUGAAAGGCCUAGGUCUGGUCACGGUGCACUUUAUAUUGGUAUGCACAUGGUGUCCCUCAGGGUCCCGAAUGUUGCCAUUUUGUUAACACGAAAAAUCUGGGAAAGGACAGAUCGCGUGGUCCAUGUAACAUAGUUGUUUUAAAUGUAAAAUUGUGCAUGAAUGUGAGUCCUGCUUAGGUUAACUAGAAUGAAGUGUAAGUUAUUGUAAUUUAGGUUUUGAAUGGUUUAACUAGUUAAUUUAAUAUCGUUUAGGAAAACUAUGUGAUGUAGUGAUACUUAGAAAAUAUUUCGCUAAAUAUUUUAUUUAUAAUAAUUGAAAGAUUUGAAUACACACAACAUUUUUGCUUACGGUUUCUCAUACCUGUUAUCUUCAAAUAGUAAUAGUACAUUUAUAUAUUAUGCAGAAGUGUUAGCAUAGUGCCUAGACGUGUGCUUUCAACUCUGAGAUCUUGCAUUCCGACUCUGGAAUUAUAACUUAACUUAAGUCUCUACUUGCGAUGUCGUCUGUCAGGUAAAUAUUUCUUUAGAUAUAAAUUUAACCUUGACUUAGUUAUAUCAACGCAAUUUGAUUUAUCGCAUACGUGAGUAAGUUAAUCUGUCAAAAGUUAUUAUUUAUCUACUUAAAAUGUUUAUUUAAAAUAUCAUAUAUGAUAUCACACCGAGAUAUCAAUCCAAUAUACAAGUUCUUAUAAAUCACCUAUAGACUCAGUCGAGAUUUGUGACAUUCGUAUGUCAAAAAUGUCAUUCUCUUAGCAGCUCAUAUUCUGUAGGCGCGUAUAUGUAAACUGAAACUUUGUUAUUAUUAUGAUGAUCCAAUAAGUCCACCGAAGCUUGUGCGUUAUUGUUUUGGAAACUGGUGAUCUUCAAUUGAUGUUCAUAAGUAAAUAGAUAAUAUUUGGUUUGAUUUGACAAGUUACAUAUAUUUCGUCAAGUCAUUUAAAUCGACGAAUUAUGGAUUUAAUAUGUGAAUUUUGAUAAUAAUCUAUAUUAAAAUGGCACAGAUAACGUGGAGUUGUAUAUUUACUAAGGAAACAUGAAACAUCUUUGCGUGACAAAUCGUGGUAAAAUAUUUCAGAAUCGUGAAAUGUUAUGAAAUCUAUAUAUCAGAUAUGACGUUGUGAUGUUGGGUGACGAUUUAUUUCAAAUUUGGACAGGAAGUAUUUUAUCUAUAUAUAAUCUAAUAGAACCUAACUUAAUAAAUGUAGGUACUCUUCCUAAAAAAUAAAAUAUUGGUCGUAUUCAUAAGAACUAUACAAGACUUAGCGCUAAGUGCAACUCCUGUAGUAAAAAAUGAAUUGGAUUUUGACGUUUACGCUUCUGAAUACCAAAUAACCUAAAACCAAAUUAGAAUAUUUUGUCACAUUUAUUUGUGACGAGAGUGAUAAAGACAAAACAUUUGUUAAGGCUAUAGGUAAAAUAAUAUUAACAAUGACCAUUUGGGAAUUAUGUAAGCAUUAUUUCAAAGUAAAUAAUAAUUGGUUUAUGUAAUAUUGAUUAUCUGUAGUUCAGUCGGUCAGGUGAUGCAAUAAAUGAAUUUUGUGAAUCAGAAAUAAUUAGUACAAGUUAUAUCAAUGUUUACGUUAAAUACUUACAAUUUAGUAAUAACAUUCAUAAAAUCUAAUUCACUUUCGUCUCUUUCUGUCAAAUGGUAUUUACGCUGUGAUGAAAAGAGACUAAGUCCUAGGGGAUUUUCUGCGGUUGACAUUAUUUAAUUAAUUAGAUUACAAAAUCUGUACUUAAUAUUAAAAUUGUAAAUAUUAUGUAAGCGAUCUAGUAUUAUAGCUCUAAGUAAAUAGUGAGAAUAAAUAAUGUUAAGUA
Molecule: messenger RNA, 3110 nt
Organism: Pieris napi
Lineage: Eukaryota; Metazoa; Arthropoda; Insecta; Lepidoptera; Pieridae
Gene: daw
Product: inhibin beta B chain
Exons: 5
Coding region: 103-1176 (357 amino acids)
Biological process (GO): BMP signaling pathway; SMAD protein signal transduction
Cellular component (GO): extracellular region
Molecular function (GO): cytokine activity; growth factor activity
Source: RefSeq, a predicted model, not a curated record